AUGGCUGUAUCAAGUCUUCAUCCCGUGAUCCCUUUCCCAUUUGGGACUGUUGUUCACAAUGUCUCAGCUGAACCAUUGACUACUGCCGUUGAUCGGGCGGCUCUUGAGGCCUCAACCAAGAUUCUUGAUAUCAUCGGCAGAUAUCGCAUGAAGCAAGAUGACAACCUAUACUCACAUUCCGAUGAGUCAACUCUUAAGUUUAUUGCUCUCAUAUACACGCACGUCAAAGCCGGCAAGCCAGUUCCUAUGUGCCUACCAGCUUUCCCGUUCAAGUCGCCAAAUUCGACAUCAAAGACUUUGGGGAAGCUUCCUGAUAAGGGUGAAGAAAUUGCUCUUGCUCAUCUGAACGGACUUUGCAGCGCGAUUGGCGAUGUAACUAAACUGACAUUCAUAGACCUUCUGGGUGUUCCAGACAGAGAUGUGUGGGCAUACGGCGAGACUCUUCGCUCCAUGGCAGCAGAGAAGGAAUUUCACAACAUUUCCUUCGCGAGACUUCGUGAUCUUGUCGAGAUUGAUCUACCGAAAGACCUCGAGGAAAUGACAUAUGUAGCCAAUGCCUCCAACUUUCGACGUGCGCUUCUCAACACAUUCAGCAAGCCUGGAUGGAGCUGGGACGAAGUCCGGCAGUCAGACGAUCAGUGCAUGACUUAUCGUGGCUAUAUCAAGUUUCUUCAAACAGAUCUGGAAACAGUCUAUCCUGUUGAUGAGAACCGUAGCAAGUCCAAGUAUAAAAGGGGUAUUGAGUACAUUGCAAAGCAGAUGAUGGCUCGCGGAGAUGCCUUUGCCAAUGCUGUUCGACAAAAGUAUCCCGAUCAUGUUCGCCUGUCAAUCCAUCCCUCAACUGGAGCUGUCAAGCUUUCCAUUAGCCUCUUGCCCACUGAGCAACUCUACACUACCCCAUGGCAUUGCAGCGUUGCGUACAGACUGGACGGUACCAUCAGGACAGGUAUGCGAUCUGAGUUUGACAACGAGGAAAGUCUUGAACUGGUCUGUGACAAUGGGCGACCUUCUUAUUAUCGCGAGAAGUCACCUCUGCUAUCAUGGGCAGAGGACAAGGGCGGCAUUGUCGUUGACCCUAUGUACCCCGCUGGUCUGAUAAUUCGUCCUGCUAAUGGAGCUGGCUCCCUGACACUUGACGAUAUCGACACAAAGAAAGUCCGUGCUCUCUCCGAGAUCAACUCCCCUGUUGUUCUGAAGGGAUUCGUCAAAAAGCCCAACCGCGACCGCUUUAUUGAUUUCAGCCACCGUUUCGGAACCCCGCUACCAUGGAAGUUUGGCCUACUGCUCGAAGUCAAGGAUCGAGGACAAGACACCCGAGGUCUGAACAAUGUUCUUUCAGCAGAGCCUAUGCCAUUCCACUAUGAUGGUUUGUUCAAGGUUGUCAAGCAGACCGACGAGGAUGGAAAUGAAAAGACAGUUUCGACUCCGCCCCAGUUCCAACUCUUCCAGGGUGCCACCUCCUCACCAAGAGAUACCGGAUUCACUCUUUUCUCUUCAUCAACUCUAUUCUUCAAAUACCUCCCAUCAUGGCUGAAGAAGGAUAUCUCCAAGCUCACCUGGAGCGUAUCAACAUCAGCAUUCGACAACACCAUCUUGCGUGGUCUGCCCCUUGCUAUUGAACAUCCUACGACCGGCAAGCCAUGCCUUCGAUACCACGAACCUUGGCCCCAGUCCAAGACCAGAUUCGAUGCUUCAGAUGUUACGAUUGACGGACUUGAGGCUACGGAGAGCGCUGCUAUUUGUGAUACCAUUGACUCAGUCCUGUAUGAUCGUCGGGUUGCGCUGUACUAUGCUUGGGAUAAGGGUGAUAUUCUGGUUAGCGAUAACAUUCUGAUGAUGCAUACUAGGAGUGAUUUCACUGCGGGGGUUGAUCGUGAGUUGUGGCGAAUUCAUUUUGACUAG
Messenger RNA from Fusarium redolens, 1902 nucleotides. Its product is annotated as Pyoverdine/dityrosine biosynthesis protein-domain-containing protein. Bases 1 to 1902 code for a protein of 633 amino acids. The record is from RefSeq and is a predicted model, not a curated record. Gene Ontology annotation, molecular function: oxidoreductase activity. The transcript is spliced from 4 exons. Lineage: Eukaryota; Fungi; Ascomycota; Sordariomycetes; Hypocreales; Nectriaceae.